GAUUCAGUUUGAUUCACUUACAGUACAAAGCCCUCAAAAACGACGAGCUAUCAACUGCAAGUUCGCCCGGUUCCGGAUCUUUCAUUUUUGACACGCCAAGGGUGUGAGCGUGUGUUUGUUCUUGCAGUAGUUGGCACCGUUGUUCGAAAUCCGUACUUGACCGUAGAAGGUUAAACUUGGAGGGCGGGCAGAAGGAGCAGCAGCGGGGGAAAUGACAAUGGACCAUGUCGGGAAAGACGUCGCCGGCGACGAUGCCGCGGCGAAUGGACAGGAUCUGGAGCAGCCUUGCCGUGAUCAGGAACGGGCCGCCGAUCAUGUCAGCAGAGGUCUAGCCAUCGGGCAUCUCGUACGGGAGCUGCUAGUGGAAGGCGCGGCGGCGUUCCUGGUGGUGUUCUGGUCGGGCGUGGCGGCGCUGAUGCAGGAGAUGUACCACACGCUGACGUUCCCCAUGGUGUGCCUCGUCGUCGCGCUCACCGUGGCGUUCGUGCUCGCCUGGCUCGGCCCCGCCCACUUCAACCCCGCCGUGACCGUCACCUUCACCGUCUUCCGAUACUUUCCCUGGACGAAGCUGCCUCUCUACGUGAUGGUUCAGCUGGGAGGCUCGGUGCUGGCCUGCCUGUCGGUGAACGGCGUCAUGAAGCCGCGGGAGGAGCACUUCUACGGGACGGUCCCGAUGGCCGGCCACACGAGGCUGCCGUUCCUGCUGGAGUUCCUCGGCUCCGCCGUGCUCAUGGUCGUCAUCGCCACCGUCUCCAGAGGCUCAGUCAAUCACAAGGUGGCAGGGCUGGCCAUUGGAGCUACUGUUGGCACCCUCGGCCUCAUCAUUGGGCCCGUGUCAGGAGGGUCGAUGAACCCGGUGAGGACCCUGGGCCCGGCCAUCGUGCUCGGCAGGUACACCUCCGUGUGGAUCUACCUCGUCGCGCCCGUCUCCGGCAUGCUACUCGGCGCGCUCUGCAACCGGGCCGUCAGGCGCUCCGACAGCACCCUCGCCUUCCUCUGCGGCGGCGAAUUCGAAGCGGUCGCGCCCAGAACCAGAAGUGCGCUCACGCUCACGCUCACGCCGCGCGCGGCUGGAGCAGCUGUCGCAUCGCAGAACUACUAGCCGCCGCCGCAGUCGAUCCACGCGCUCGGUGCAACGUAGAUCCGAAGGAAAUAGACAUCGCAGGAGAAGACGCUA
Phragmites australis (common reed) is the source of this 1177-nucleotide messenger RNA. RefSeq names its product aquaporin NIP4-1-like. Gene Ontology annotation, biological process: transmembrane transport. Gene Ontology annotation, cellular component: membrane. The record is from RefSeq and is a predicted model, not a curated record. Lineage: Eukaryota; Viridiplantae; Streptophyta; Magnoliopsida; Poales; Poaceae. The transcript has 5 exons. Gene Ontology annotation, molecular function: channel activity. Bases 212 to 1102 code for a protein of 296 amino acids.